UGACAACGACAAGUGUGAACUGACAAGUGCCACUGCCGAGGCCGAUUGCUAUAAUUUUAAUUAUUCGCAAAAUAUCAAAAUUUUUGCCAUUUGCUAAUCGUUUGCCACUUACAUUCUGCUUUUAAAGUUUUGUAAUUUGCUUUUUAUCAAAGCAUAAGCAUGCAGAAAUAUGAAAAGCUUGAAAAAAUUGGCGAAGGAACCUAUGGGACUGUAUUUAAGGCCAAAAAUAAAGAAACUCACGAAAUAGUUGCAUUGAAAAGAGUCCGACUAGAUGAUGACGACGAGGGGGUUCCGUCAUCAGCAUUGCGGGAAAUAUGCCUCCUUAAAGAACUAAAACACAAAAAUAUCGUAAGAUUAUAUGAUGUGUUACAUAGUGAAAAAAAAUUGACCCUAGUUUUUGAGCAUUGUGAUCAAGACUUGAAGAAAUAUUUUGAUAGUCUGAAUGGUGAAAUAGAUUUAGAUGUGGUGAAGUCAUUCAUGUAUCAGUUGCUUAGAGGGCUUGCUUUUUGCCAUAGUCAUAAUGUUUUGCAUAGGGACCUUAAGCCACAGAAUUUACUCAUCAACAAAAAUGGCGAACUUAAAUUAGCCGAUUUUGGAUUGGCUAGGGCUUUUGGUAUUCCAGUAAAGUGUUAUUCGGCCGAAGUAGUAACUCUAUGGUAUCGCCCUCCUGAUGUGUUGUUUGGGGCCAAAUUGUAUACAACAAGUAUAGAUAUGUGGUCUGCUGGUUGCAUUUUUGCAGAGCUAGCUAACUCUGGUAGACCAUUAUUCCCAGGGUCAGAUGUUGAUGAUCAAUUAAAAAGAAUUUUUAAACUGCUUGGUACACCAAAUGAGGAAACCUGGCCUGGUGUAACACAACUACCAGACUACAAGCCACUGCCAGUAUAUCAACCAAGCUUGGGGCUAGCCCAAGUGGUGCCAAGACUGUCUGCUAGGGGUAGAGAUCUCCUUGCUCGUCUAUUGACUUGCAACCCAGCUUUAAGAAUGCCAGCUGAUGAUGCAAUGGCUCAUGCGUACUUCCACGACCUCAAUCCAUCUGUGAAGAAUGACAGAUGUUAACAAUCAAUACACCCUUACAGGUGUACAUCAGAACUAUUGUUUAGUGUAAAAAAUACAAAUGUGGAUGAGGAAAACGAAGUCCAGGAGUGCUGUGAUGAUCAGGCAUGAACUGCUUUUUAUAAAUUAAGUUUUACUGUAGUAAUGUGACAUUUUUUAUAAUAACAGUGUUAAUUCAUCUAUUUAAGUGUUAAUUGCAGUAUGAUAGUCAUUUGUUUAAUAUACCUAGUGAUUAAAUGUGACAUAAAGUAAUAAGAUAAUAUUUAUUCUUGUAACAAGUUAAGUUGCUGUUUAUUGAUCUCAUAGGAUAACUUAUUUAUAAGAAAUAAAAACAGGAAUGUAUUUUGAAAUUGGAAUACAAAUAUUGUAAAAAUAUUAAGUGUAAGUGUAAUAAAAUAGUUUGAUUUUA
This is a messenger RNA of Zerene cesonia (dogface butterfly), 1462 nucleotides long. It is a transcript of the gene Cdk5, whose product is annotated as cyclin-dependent-like kinase 5. The record is from RefSeq and is a predicted model, not a curated record. Gene Ontology annotation, biological process: axonogenesis; neuron apoptotic process; synaptic vesicle transport. Gene Ontology annotation, molecular function: ATP binding; cyclin-dependent protein serine/threonine kinase activity. The transcript is spliced from 2 exons. Bases 160 to 1056 code for a protein of 298 amino acids. Gene Ontology annotation, cellular component: nucleus; cytoplasm. NCBI's taxonomy places the organism in Eukaryota, Metazoa, Arthropoda, Insecta, Lepidoptera, Pieridae.